Talaromyces marneffei is the source of this 2148-nucleotide messenger RNA. RefSeq lists its product as uncharacterized. The record is from RefSeq and is a predicted model, not a curated record. Lineage: Eukaryota; Fungi; Ascomycota; Eurotiomycetes; Eurotiales; Trichocomaceae. Bases 1 to 2148 code for a protein of 715 amino acids. Gene Ontology annotation, cellular component: nucleus. The transcript has a single exon. Gene Ontology annotation, molecular function: RNA binding; RNA helicase activity; ATP binding.
AUGAACCUGGACCUAUCGAGUAUCAAAUAUGUGGUCUUUGAUGAGGCCGAUAGAUUGUUUGAGAUGGGUUUCGCUGCACAGCUGACCGAAAUUUUGCAUGGUUUACCUGCUACUCGCCAGACUCUACUAUUCUCAGCAACACUUCCCAAAUCAUUGGUAGAGUUCGCCAGAGCUGGUCUUCAAGACCCCACCCUGAUUCGUUUGGAUACCGAAGGCAAGAUCUCACCCGAUUUGCAGAAUGCAUUCUUCACCGUCAAGACAGCGGACAAGGAGGGAGCCCUACUUCACAUUUUACAUGACGUGAUCAAAAUCCCCACCGGUCCAACCGGCGUUUAUUUUCGUUCAAACGAAGAUGAUGAAGAAGAAGAAGACGGAAGGAGACCUAGGAAACGCAAGCGUUUUGAUUCCAACAAAGCUGGAAAGCAUACUGAGUCGCCUACUAAGCAUUCCACGAUUAUCUUUGCUGCUACGAAACAUCACGUUGAUUAUAUAGCUUCUAUGCUGCGCGAAGCCGGAUUUGCAGUAUCGUAUGCAUACGGUUCCCUUGAUCAAACGGCAAGAAAUAUCCAGGUUCAACGGUUCAGGGCCGGAGCCACAUAUAUAUUGGUCGUCACGGAUGUUGCUGCUCGUGGUAUCGAUAUCCCGAUUCUAGCCAACGUCAUCAACUACGAUUUUCCUUCUCAGCCCAAAGUUUUUGUUCACCGUGUUGGACGAACGGCGCGUGCUGGACAAAAAGGUUGGAGUUAUAGUCUUGUUCGAGAUGCAGAUGCUCCUUAUCUUCUUGAUCUGCAAUUGUUCCUGGGCCGAAAAUUGGUUCUCGGUCGACCGGAAACAGAACCGAAUUUUGCAGAAGAAGUAGUUAUUGGAGGCUUUCCACGGGAUACUCUGUCUGGUCACUGUGAAUGGGUUACAAAGACACUGGACAAUAACUCCGACCUUCAAGCCCAAAGAGGUGUUGCAAACAGAGGAGAGAAACUUUAUAUGCGAACGAGAAACGCAGCAUCACUAGAAAGCGCCAAACGAGCAAAAGAAGUUGUCACUUCUGAUAAGUGGACGACAGUGCAUGCUCUCUUUACUGAGGAAAACAACCAGAUGGAAGUUGAGCGCGAAAAAAUGCUUGCUCGUUUAGGUGGAUACCGGCCACAAGAGACAAUUUUUGAGAUUGGUGGCCGUCGAGGAGGUAAAAAGGGCACAGACGAGACUUUCGAGACGAUUAAGCGAGUGCGAUCUGCUCUGGAUAAGAAGAAGAAACCAUCAGCUCCCACGACGGAGACUGUUGAUGCCAAUGCUGAUGAGAAAGACGACGUUGAGAUGGACAAUGGGUUCUCCGAUGAAGACGACGAAACCCCUAAGGAUAAUCUGGAUAAUAUGUCGAUGGCCUCUGAGUCCGAUCUCGAAGUCACAUUCUCACAGUACUCCCAAUCCAAUAAAAACAAAUCCAAAAAGGGCUCUGGCGCCGAUGCCACCACAUUCCAGAAUCCAGAUUAUUUCAUGGCUUAUACGCCCGCUGACGCAUCUCUUGUCGAGGAUCGCGCCUACGGAGUCCAUUCAGGCUCCAGUUCCAACUUUGCCCUCGCCUCGCGUGACGCAACCAUGGACCUGACCGCGGACGAAAAAGCCGGUUUCGGCGAGGCACAAUCUUCAAUGCGCUGGGACAAACGACACAAGAAAUACGUCUCUCGACGCAACGACGAGGACGGAUCUCGAGGCGGCUCAGCCCUUAUUCGUGGUGAAAGCGGUACCAAGAUCGCUGCCAGCUUCCGUAGCGGUCGCUUCGACGCCUGGAAAAGGGGCAAGCGAAUGGGUCGCAUGCCUCGCGUCGGAGAAAUGGAGAAUACCACGCUUUCUGGUGAUCUGAAUGCUUCCAUCUCCGGAGGACGGAAGUAUAAGCAUAACAAGCAACAAGCGCCGAAACAGUUGGAUAGACUUCGUGGUGAUUAUGAAAAGAAGAAGAAGAAAUGGGAUGCUGCGAAAGAUGCUGCUGCGGCUGCGGCUGGUGGUAAUGAAGCUGCCGGUAAUAGAAAGACAAAGAACGAGAUACGGAAUAAUGAGGAUAUUCGAAAGGCGAGAAAUCUCAAGGAGAAGAGGAGGGAGAAGAAUGCUCGGCCGUCUAAGAAGGGACGGGGAGGGUUCAAAGGACGGCGGUAG